Messenger RNA from Schistocerca cancellata (South American locust), 2635 nucleotides. RefSeq lists its product as uncharacterized. The record is from RefSeq and is a predicted model, not a curated record. Lineage: Eukaryota; Metazoa; Arthropoda; Insecta; Orthoptera; Acrididae. The coding region runs from base 57 to 1328 and encodes 423 amino acids. The transcript is spliced from 4 exons.
UUGAGCAUUUGUUUGCGUAUGGCUGUUUUCAUGUCGCUUUUUGUUGCUUUAUUGCAAUGGAUGUUACAAGUGAUGCUGGUUGUAGGGAGGCAAGCUGCUGUAAAAGAAAAAGAGCUUCGAAUUCGUGUGAUGAACAAAGGGACCAAGGAGUUUCGAUAACUGUUGUGACUCUUAAUUCGAUUCUGGACGAUAAUUCGCGUUUAUUUGAAUUUCUGAAGAGUUCUGGUGUUCUUGCUGAUAAGUACAUAUGCGCUAGAUGCCUUAAGCCCAUGUCCUGUGUCAAGGUUCCAACAAAAAGAUCUAGUGAUGGGCUCAUGUGGCGCUGCCGAAAAGACAAAGUGUGGAGGUCAAUUCGUAAAGGCACGUGGUUUGAGAAUGCUAGGAUUACCAUUAGAGUUAUUGUUCUGAUGACAUACUGUUUCUGUGUACGCAAGUCUGUUUUAUCUACAAGUCUCUUGGCAGGAGUGAGCGAGACUUCUGUUCUCGACUGGUUUUUAUCAUGUAGGGAAAUUUGUUCAAUGUUGGUAAAGAAGAGAGCAAAAAUUGGAGGCCCAGGAGUUGUAGUUGAGGUGGGCGAAUCGCCAUUUGGAAGUGUUAAGAAUCAUAUGGGAAAGUAUUUACCAGAACUUUGGGUUUGGGGAGCAGUCGUUUGUGGGAAAGAACGUGGCGAACUAGUUUUGAAUGUGGUCGAGAGGAGAGAUGCAAAGAAUUUGCAAUGUCUUAUCGAAGAACACGUCGAGGAUGGGACUGUUAUAUGUUCAGACAAAUGGGAGAGUUACGAGGAUGACGGGGAAGUGGACCUACAGACUUUUGCAGCCGAUCACAAUUACCAGUUUCGGAAUAAAGUGGUUGGUACAAUGGAGCAACAUUGGGACGAAGUAAAAAGAGUUGUUGGGAGAGGGAAGAGGCGCCGCAGUGGUUUGCAAAACCAUUUGGAUGAAUACGUUUGGAGGGAAAGUGUGUUUGGACACAAGUGUGUGUUUAAUUCUUUCUUACAGGGUGUUGGAACACUUUAUGUUCCAUUUGUAGCGGACCCUACAGUGGUAGUAGAAGAUGUUACACCAGUAGUAGAAGACAUUACACCAGUAGUAGAAGAUGCUACAUUAGCAAUAAAGGACCCUACGCCAGCUGCCUGGGGGACUUUACCAACAGCCGUAAAUGAAGACCCUUUGCUGGCUGUGGCAGAUCAAUCCUCACCAGUUGCAGCUGCAGUGAGCAUUACAGUGCAGCCAAAGGAAAGGCCUACGAGGCACAGAAAACGUGUUGUGCGUGAGGAUUUUUGGUAUCCCUCAACCUGUGAUCUUCACAUUGCAUAUCUAGAAGAUUAGCACGAGUUUGUUGUUGAAGGGGUGACGUGGUUGCAGUGCUGUUUAAAUUGAGUAUAUGGUCAAAGACUUACUACAAUUGGUUGGUCUUAAACUGUAUGGAGCAUUUUGUGCGAUGGCUCUUUCCUCGUCUGAACUGUCAGUCUACCAGCAUAAUGAAGACCGGGCAACUUUGUGGAUUCUACAAAAUUGCAUUGACCCUGAAAAAUAAAUUUCACACAUUUUUUCGGAAACAGAAUGACAAGAGAUAGCAAUAAAAAAUAAAUCAGCCUGGGGACUUAACUAAUUAAAUAAAAUCAAUAGAAGCUGUUGAAAUGGGCUGACCUAAGAUGCGUGAACUCCACUUUCAACUGAAAGAGUUUGAAAGACAGAGUGCUAGAUGUGGUUGCCGAUGAGGAAAUAAUGCAGUGUCCUCACCAGAGUCUAGAUUUGAAAGAGGUAACUGAAAAUGGCUUUCACCCAGGAGGAGAGAACUGAAGCCAUUUUGAUGUCUGGAGCGUGGAAUUUCUGUGUCGUAAUGGCAGAUUUUAACAACUGGCACUCAGAAAGACCUCCAGUUUCACACAACACUUUCAGGUGCGCAAUUUUCAAAUUCCGAGAAACUGGGAGUGUAGCUGACGAGGCGCGGUGUGGCCACCUGACGAGACAACUUCGGCAGUGGUUCCGGUGGUCUUCGCGAAGAGCCCGCAGAGCAGCGCGCGAUAUUUGUCGGCAGAAAGUGGAACGAUUCAGUCGUCGAUUGUACAAAUCCUUCGUGCUUAUUAAUGGCAUCCAUUCAAGAUUCAGCUGCCGGAGGGUGAUCCAGUCAGACGUAUGCCAUUCAACAAGAUCCCUCUUCUGCAUGAGGUGUCUCGUUCUGUGACGAGGAAAUACUUUUUGUCAGCCGGGAAGUCGACCGUCGCAACCGUGGAUACCGGAGUGACCGGAACCCACACCGGAUGGAGCCAUUCGAGGCAGUCGGCGAUGUUAAGGUUACGGUGUGAUGUGUGAUGGGGGCUACCUGCGUAACUGGACCCAUUUCCAUUGACCGGAACCUAAAUGCUAAAUGCUACCUGGCAGUGCUGCGAGACGUGGUGUUUCCCUCAGUUCUGAAUGAAGGUGGCAGGGUUCUCUCUUACUUUCGACAGGACGGUGCUCCGCCACACACACGGAACAGGUGUUCGUCAGUACCUAUAUUAUCAAUUUCCCGGGCACUCGACUGGCCGAUGUGGUUCUGUGGAGUGGCCACCCAGAUCGACUGAUCUCAGACCACUCGACCUUUAUCUGCAGGGUCAUUUAAAGCAGGUUGUGUAGUCGGAGGGGGGGGGGGG